UAACCAGUGGAGGGCAGCAAUGUACUGACUGUGCCCAGUCUACAACAACAACAAGAUGGUAGAAGCUAGCUCUGUUAGCCUAACCUAAACAUUUUCUCUGUUUUUGUUAGCGAAACCGUUGUUAUUUAACUUAAUAGUUGCAGCUGAAGAUGGGAAAGCGAGACAAUCGAGUGGCUUAUAUUAACCCUAUUGCAGCGGCACGAGCAAGGGGUCCAGUGCAGAGUUCAGGGCCCAGCAUACAGGACUACUUGAGCAGACCACGUCCAACAUGGGAGGAACUAAAAGAGCAACUAAAUAAAAAGAAAAAGGGCUCUCGUGCCUUAGCUGAUUUUGAAGACAAAAUGAAUGAGAGAUGGCGGAAAGAACUGGCAAAGAACAGGGAAAAGAUAAUUGGGGCAAGGGAGAAUCAAAAGGAAAAGAAAGCCACAGAGCAUAGGGACAAGGACAAGCGAGAGAAGAAGAAGGAGAAGCGGCAGUGCAGCAGGCACUCUUCAUCAUCCUCCUCCUCCUCGUCUUCUGAUUCCUUCAGUAGCCCUUUGUCCCAAUCUGAAGAUGAGGAUGAAAAGCCUGUUAAAAAGAAAAGAAAAAGAAAACGGUUGGCAUCAGACUCUUCAGAAGAAGACUCCAAUGUUGAAACCAAGGAGUCCAAAAAGAAGAAAAGUGAAGGAAGGGACAAGAUUUCUGACAAAUCCAAGAAAAAGAAGAAGAAGCAUAAGAAUCGCAACAAGAAAAAGCAAGUCAAGGUCAAGGUUCAGUCAGACUCAGAAUUUGAGUAGUGCACACAAGGGUGUGUUCAUGUGACCUCAAGACAAUCUAGAAUCCCUGUAGUGUAGAAUUGAGUUAGAGGGCAGGUCAGAAUUCUAUGGUGGAAUGUGUUAUUUUAACUGGUCUAGCUGUCUAGCUGGUCUAAACAAAAACUGGUACUAAGUUCAACGUCUUAAGCAUACAUUUUUGUGGAGCCUAUCCAUAAAAAUAAUGGAAAAUGGGGAUGGAUCUUGUGCUACAAGUUCUCACUAAAAAACAUGGGACAAAGUUGUGCACACAUUUUUUACAUUUGCCACAAAAAUAGGUUUAAAUUUGCCGUUGUAACAACAAACUCGUGAGAAGCUUAUUCCGAAAAACACUGCUACAAUUUUUUUAUUUUAAAUAAUUUCAAAAUCUUCUCCUGUCUAAUUUUUGGGAUGCCAUGUCUUGUCAGUUAUAAUGACAUUUGAAGAAGCAUACAUUUUUAUAUUUCUUAAAAAACAAACAAACAAACAAACAAAAAAACCAAACAAACAACAGAAUAUCCAUUAUAGACCCCUGCCCUCCAUCUGAAAUUGUGACAGCAUCAAAUUCUAGAACAUGAACGCUGCCUAAUUAGCUGUAGGGCUGUUUGCUAGUGCCUGUAUGCUGCAUGUGAAUCCAUCCUCACAUACUUUCUGAAUACAACAGAAACAGAACUACCAGCUUGUAUGUGUAAAGGUGCACUAUGUAACUUGUUGGUUUGGGACUAAUGUGGGAGUAUAAUCACUCAUUUAUAAGUCUUCUGUUCAAAAAUAACUUGGAAACAUGCAUUUUGAGUGUGAGCAGGUCCACACUGUGGCGUGCGAUUCCCCAGAAGUUACAUAGUGUACCAUUUUUAAUGAAUAUCUGCUUCUUCUUUGUUCUGUAUUAUCUUUUCCUCAGAUUUCAGUCAGUCUAGAAAGCGCAAUCUUUUUUUUUUUUUUUAAGUUUCUAUAUUUCUAUUACGUAAUCUAGGUCUCAAAUUUUAUUGUAUUUUCUGCUCUGUGUUACAUUGAGGGAUUUAAAAACAUUUUCAGAAAAUGUGAAUUAGUCUGUUAGUGGUGUGCUGUUUCACUUUACGUCUGAAUUAAUGAAUCCUUCCCUCUUGACCAUCUUACUUUUGUUUCAAACUUACCUUGAAGGUUGUUUAUAUUGUCAAUAAGUAAGGGGUGGAGUUUAGAGCUGGUAUUUUAAUUUGAGAAGGUUGUGUUUAAGUAAGUGGCCAUAACUUGCCUGAAAUAAUGCCAAUAUUCCAGAACUAUGGUUCCACUGUCUCUGUAAUCCCUCAUUCAGGUAAGUUCCAUUUAAAAAUACAUUUUGAUUCUGUCAACUGGACAAAAGUUUUAAAGAGAAUAUGUUUAACCACUCAUUCAUGUGGUUUCCUCAGUUCUGCCCUGUUACUUACCAGUAUCCUGGCAAAUAUCAGGUUUGGAUGAGUGGCAAAAUGGUUUCACUCCAUAUCGUUUGGCUAUUGCUCAACUGUUGUCAUGAAUGCGGCUUAUUCUCUACCACAAAAGGUGUAUGUGUAAAUCUUAUAAUUUGAUUGUGUAAACUAAAUGGGUACUGUUAAAAAUAUCUUAACCAUUAACAAUCCUAAAAUCUAUUAACUUAUUAACUUUAGAUACACUUGGAUUCAUAAUGCAUAAAAGUCACAACCCCUUUUUUCAUAUUUUUGCUGUAUUGAAAUGCAUUAGAGGUUUGUCUGCAAAUUGUUGCACAUACAUGUCUUAAAAUAUUUACAAGAAAUUGUAUCAUUUUUAAGUUUCUGAUUUUAAUUUCAUAACUACUUCAUACUAUUUUUGUCAAAAUGCUCUCAUGUGGUUAAACAAUAAAAAAAAUAACACAUUCA
This is a messenger RNA of Boleophthalmus pectinirostris (great blue-spotted mudskipper), 2614 nucleotides long. It is a transcript of the gene fam133b, whose product is annotated as family with sequence similarity 133 member B. The transcript is spliced from 9 exons. The record is from RefSeq and is a predicted model, not a curated record. Lineage: Eukaryota; Metazoa; Chordata; Actinopteri; Gobiiformes; Gobiidae. The coding region runs from base 150 to 776 and encodes 208 amino acids.